Molecule: messenger RNA, 758 nt
Organism: Coprinopsis cinerea okayama7#130
Lineage: Eukaryota; Fungi; Basidiomycota; Agaricomycetes; Agaricales; Psathyrellaceae
Exons: 3
Coding region: 12-758 (248 amino acids)
Source: RefSeq, a predicted model, not a curated record
CAUAAGCGACCAUGACCUCCCCAUUCUACGCCCACAUUCACAACGUUCAAGACGACAACACUUGGCGUUUUACUCUCAUCUUUGCGAAUCGUGCCACCGCCGACGAAUGGUGGAGGGCUAUAUCUGAGGCUCCCGCCAAUACCUCAAUCGCCAAGUCGAUCACGCGUGUCACACCUCAGUAUUACACUCACGAUGUGAAUAUUUGGAACAUCUGGAAUUUCUUUGCAGACGGCAAUAUCAAGUCCAUUUCCGAAAGGUUCAGAGGAAGACUGUUCAUCGUUCUUGAGAACGACCGAGGCGGAAGGGGCAUCACCGUUAUCCCGCCAGUUCCUAUCGUUGACCAUGUCAGUGGAAAUUGGUUCUACAUUCGCUCCAAGACUGCUCCUCAUCUUUUCUGGUACUACGACGAGAGGCGCAGCUCCAUCUACGCAUCCAAGGAGAAGAGGACUCGCUUCAAGAUUUCUAUUCGUAACCCGUCCUCCCAAACCCCUAAGAACGCCAUCAUGAUCAACACGGACGACGUGACCAUUCACAUCAAGGAGAACCUCUACGUCGGUGUGGACAAUAACUUGGGCCAUAUUAUCCCUACCCGAGCUUACAGGACCUUCAAAUUUGGCGAGCUCGAGAGUGGAGCGAUUGCUGGUUUCGACGUUGUGGAGAACAUUGAGGAAAGGUGCUCAUCCACCUUUGAUGGAGCAUCUUUGUCCAUUUCCGGCCCUGAUAGCUCUUCCCCCGGUGAGCCCUGGGAAUUGGUUUAG